This is a messenger RNA of Hemicordylus capensis (graceful crag lizard), 1005 nucleotides long. Its product is annotated as gilatoxin-like. NCBI's taxonomy places the organism in Eukaryota, Metazoa, Chordata, Lepidosauria, Squamata, Cordylidae. The record is from RefSeq and is a predicted model, not a curated record. The transcript is spliced from 5 exons. Gene Ontology annotation, molecular function: serine-type endopeptidase activity. The coding region runs from base 1 to 747 and encodes 248 amino acids. Gene Ontology annotation, biological process: proteolysis.
AUGACUACCACCUUCAGACCGUCUGCACACCGCAACCGGAUCAUUGGAGGGGAGGAAUGCAGUGAGGACGAGCAUCCUUGGCUGGCACUGCUGUCUGACAGAGUUGGGCCCUAUUGCUCUGCAGUUGUGCUCAACCAGGACUGGGUGAUCACAGCCGCUCACUGCUACACAAGUGAGAUCGAGAUAAGGCUUGGAGUACAUGAUAAAUGGGUAUCCACAGGGCGUGAGCAGAUCAGGAACAGCAAGAAUGGCUGCUUCAACACUAGAAGCCAGUGCUUUCCCAGAGCUUUAUCAGCUUUACCAGUGCUAAUCCAACUGAACAGCUCCAUUGACUUCAAUGAGUAUGUGGCCCCCAUUGACCUGCCUACUGACUGUGCUUCUGUGGGGACAGAGUGCGAAGUAAUGGGCUGGGGCACCACGAGCACGCUGGAAGAGAAUUUUCCUGAUGUUCCUUACUGUGCUUCUGUUAAAAUAACCUCGGACGAGGAAUGUCAGGCUGCUUAUCCAGGGUGCGUGAAUGAGAACAUGGUGUGUGCCGGGGACGAGGAAGAAAGCAAAGGCGCCUGCAAGGGUGACUCUGGGGGACCCCUUAUCUGUAAUGGAAUCCUCCAGGGCACUGUAGCUUUUGGGCCUAAACAUUGUACGAAUCCGUCAUACCCUGCUGUCUACACCAACAUCUGCAAAUAUCUCAACUGGAUCGAGGCUGUUCUUGCAGGAGAUCAAUCUCAGUGCUUUCCCGGUGUAUAAACCCUGACAGAAACCUCGAGUUACUCGUCAGAAUUCCCCCCUCCACUCGUCAGGCAUCACUUUUCACUCGCCACCGGCAAGUAGGCUAGUGGAUUUCCUGAGCCCUACACAUAGCGGCAAUCCCAGGAUAGUGCAUAUUCCCCCUACUCCUGCUGAAUACUAGCACCUUGAAUCAACUGAUGACCCAGUGAUUGUGGCUCUGAUGUGCAUGUGUAACUCUGAAAGAUAGCAACUGACAAAAAGAAAUAAACAAACACA